Molecule: messenger RNA, 3438 nt
Organism: Mobula hypostoma (lesser devil ray)
Lineage: Eukaryota; Metazoa; Chordata; Chondrichthyes; Myliobatiformes; Myliobatidae
Gene: appa
Product: amyloid beta (A4) precursor protein a
Exons: 17
Coding region: 184-2439 (751 amino acids)
Biological process (GO): axonogenesis; central nervous system development
Cellular component (GO): plasma membrane; membrane raft; early endosome
Molecular function (GO): serine-type endopeptidase inhibitor activity; signaling receptor activator activity; heparin binding
Source: RefSeq, a predicted model, not a curated record
CAAAACGCGCUCGCCCACCGCUUCCCAGUCAUCGAGAGAGUCGGGGAACCGCAGCGAGCGUCCGAGGCGGUGUGGGAUUUACAGUCGCUCGGAAAGGACCGACACUCGAGACGCAUCCUCCCUCCCGCCCCCCCCGCAUACACACACAAACACAAACCGCAGGAGCGAUCGACCAGCGCGGCCAUGAUCCCGCACUUAACCGGGCGUUUGAGGAUGCUGCUGCUGGCGGCGGCUCUCGUCCUCGCCCCGCUCUGCCGGGCUCUGGAGGUUCCAACUGAUGGAGGUGCCGGACUGUUGGCAGCAGAACCCCAAAUUGCCAUGUUCUGUGGCAAGCUAAACAUGCACGUGAAUGUACAGACUGGCAAAUGGGUCUCUGAUCCUUCUGGAACAAACAGCUGCUUUGGCACAAAAGAAGGAAUAUUGCAAUACUGUCAAGAGGUUUAUCCAGACUUGCAGAUCACCAACGUCGUUGAGGCUAACCAACCUCUCACCAUCCAGAAUUGGUGCAAGAAGGGACGUAAACAAUGUAAAGGCCACCCACACAUCGUGGUUCCUUACAGAUGUUUGGUUGGUGAAUUCGUAAGUGAUGCACUCCUUGUUCCUGACAAGUGCAAGUUCCUGCACCGGGAGAAGAUGAACACCUGUGAGAGCCAUCUGUAUUGGCACACAGUUGCAAAAGAGACCUGCGGUGACAAGAUCAUGAACCUCCAUGACUAUGGAAUGCUGCUGCCAUGCGGAAUUGACGAAUUUCGUGGCGUAGAAUUUGUUUGCUGCCCCAUUCCUGAAGAAAAUGAUAAGAUCGACUCAGACAUUGAUGAAGAAGAUUCGGAUGUCUGGUGGGGAGGCGAUGAUGCAGAUUAUGCGGACGGCGGUGACAAAGUAACUGAAGAGCAGCCUGUAGAGGAGGAGGAGGAAGAGGAAAGCGAUAUUGAUGAUGAGGAUGACAACGACCUUGAUGAUGAAGUUGAGGAUCAGUAUGAGGAUCCAACCGAGCAUACAACCAGCAGCACCACCACUACCACAGAAGCAAUUGAAGAAGUUGUGAGAGAAGUGUGUUCUGAGCAAGCGGAGACUGGGCCUUGUAGAGCUAUGAUGCCUCGGUGGUACUUUGACAUCAGUGAAGGAAAAUGUGCACAGUUCAUUUAUGGCGGCUGCGGAGGAAACAGGAACAAUUUUGAUUCCGAGGAGUACUGUUUGUCCGUCUGUAACAGCGUCAUCCCCACAACAGCUGCCAGCACUCCAGAUGCCGUUGACAAAUAUCUCGAAACACCUGGCGAUGAGAACGAGCAUGCUUAUUUCCAGAAGGCCAAGGAGAGGUUGGAAGCUAAGCAUCGAGAGCGCAUGUCGAAGAUAAUGAGAGAGUGGGAAGAAGCUGAGCGUCAAGCUAAAAAUCUGCCCAAAGCUGACAAAAAAGCUGUCAUUCAGCGUUUCCAGGAGAUGGUGGAAUCACUAGAGCAGGAAGCAGCGAGUGAGAGACAGCAGUUGGUGGAGACCCAUAUGGCAAGAGUGGAGGCCAUGCUGAACGAUAGGCGUCGCAUAGCGCUGGAGAAUUACCUUGCUGCACUCCAAGCCGACCCUCCACGGCCCCGACAUGUACUUAAUGCGCUGAAGAAGUAUAGCCGUGCUGAGCAGAAAGACAGACAGCACACCCUAAAGCACUUCGAACAUGUCCGUAUGGUUGAUCCCGAGAAGGCCGCUCAGAUCAAAUCGCAAGUAAUGACUCACCUGCACGUGAUUGAUGAGCGCAUGAACCAGAGCCUCUCUCUGCUUUACAAGGUUCCAUCAGUGGCAGAAGAGAUCCAGGACGAAGUUGACGAACUGCUACAGAAGGAGCGGAACUACAUGGAUGACAUGAUGGCAAACUCAGUCAGCGACACGCGAAUUAGCUAUGGCAACGACGCCUUGGUCCCCUCCCUCUCUGAGACAAAAACAACAAUAGAACUUCUACCGGAUGACGGGGAGUUCAGUCUGGAUGACCUUCAACCUCCACACCCUUUUGUCAUUGACUCCAUCCCUGCUAACACAGAGAAUGAAGUUGAACCAGUUGACGCACGGCCAGCGCCAGACAGAGGACUUACCACUCGACCAGGUUCUGGGCUCACUGGCAUUAAGACAGAGGAAAUCGCUGAGGUAAAGAUGGAAACUGAAUUCCAGCAGGACUCCGGUUACGAGGUACAUCACCAGAAGCUGGUGUUUUUCCCAGAGGACGUUGGAUCAAAUAAAGGAGCUAUCAUUGGUCUCAUGGUUGGAGGUGUUGUCAUAGCAACGGUGAUUGUCAUCACUCUGGUGAUGCUGAAAAAGAAGCAGUAUACAUCUAUCCAUCAUGGGGUUGUUGAGGUCGACGCUGCCGUAACUCCAGAGGAGCGCCACCUCUCCAAGAUGCAGCAGAAUGGGUACGAGAACCCCACCUACAAGUUCUUUGAACAGAUGCAAAACUGAAGAGAGCUCGUCCGAAAACAGUAGUCUGAUCUGCCAAGCUGGACAGCACAUGAUAGCUCGUACCGUGUGGUGUCCUGUUUGCCUGAGACCCUCAGUGUACCAUUACUCUGCUCAUCCUCGCCUUUUUUGAACAGCUGUGCUGUAACACAAGUAGAUGCCUGAACUGGAAGAAGCGAAAAUUAAGAAUCAAAGCGUGUAUUCUUGAUGAGCAUUUUAACUACAUGAUUAUUAAUGAAUGUUUUUUUGUGAAUUGUUAGGAUUUCUCUGUACCUAGUGCAUGACGUGUCUCCUCCCCAGUUGCUAUUUAUCAUGUAGUUUGUUAGCAGGUUGUAUUGUGAUCUUGUGAUUUUUGUGCAGAUUAUGAAGUCCUUUUUAAAUUGCGACACGCUAUUAACAUAUUGUGCUGAAUGAUUGUGAAGGGGUAGGGAUCGUGUAGGCGCUUCUGUCUUGGUCGAUUUAAAGCUGCUUUGCCACUGAGCAGGGUACCACGCUGGUUUGGUAUUUUUAUUUUACUCUGGGAGGGCGGGGCGGGCAGGGGUGAAAAUGACAGCAAGAUGAGAAAUAGCAGGCUUUACUAUGCAGUAAAUCGUAGUGUUAGUGUCAAUGAAUAUUCCAGGUAAUACAUCGGAACAUUUUUUUUUCGUUUUGCAAGAGAACCGCUGACCCUUCUUUGAUGCUGUACAGUGUCCGUGAGCUACAGAAUAAAGAAAAUGGCUGGAUCCUGUGCCUGUGGUUAGUGUGCCAUUUUCCGUGUCAUUCACUUCAGAAUCUUUUACCCGUGUUUAACCUUCAAUCCUUUUUCUGAAUGUAACUGUAUUAGUGAGUCCCUGUAACCUGCAUACUCCCAUGGCAGACGCAGCACCUUCAUGGGGUCAUGCUUGAAACAGAUGUAUAUACUGAGAUGUGCUCUCAGUCAUAAGAUGGGUUGUACAGAUGUAGCUUUAAGAAUGGCUUUCUACAAUGUAUUACAUAAAUAAAUUUAACACGAUUCUUAAUGAA